Molecule: messenger RNA, 4054 nt
Organism: Bombyx mandarina (wild silkworm)
Lineage: Eukaryota; Metazoa; Arthropoda; Insecta; Lepidoptera; Bombycidae
Product: guanylate cyclase 32E
Biological process (GO): cGMP biosynthetic process; protein phosphorylation; receptor guanylyl cyclase signaling pathway
Cellular component (GO): plasma membrane
Molecular function (GO): protein kinase activity; guanylate cyclase activity; peptide receptor activity
Source: RefSeq, a predicted model, not a curated record
AUGAAGCUUUGCAAGAUGGAGAUCAUGAAACAUCUAUUUCUAUUAAUUUUGUUCACCACGGCGGCUAUAAAAUGCUAUUACCUUAACCCUGAAACGAGCUUUACUAACGAAAUUAGCAACUCUAACAACAGAUUGACAAUUGAGAAUAAUUAUGAUACUGUUACGGAAACGGAUAUUCCUAAGCCGGCUGUAAGCAAAGCGAGGUUGUCGGAAUUCAAAAAAACUUGUGAUGCUACAAAUGCCUCGCAUGCAGAUGAGGACGCAACAACCCCGGCGAAUAUUCUAGAUUCUAUUUACGUUAAUAAUAUAUAUACCAGUGUGACAACUAAUCUCAUAGAAGAAAGAGUUUCCAGUGAUAGUAUUGAGGAUGACGGGGUCAGUCUAUUUCAUCUAGUUAACGUUGAAUGCGGUGGUUAUGAAGCCUGUCCUAGCUACAGUCGGAACUGGACCAUUGAGGGAACAAUUACUAUCGGAUUCCUGGGAAGUUACCGACGAAGCCAGACGGUGCUGGGUGCCUUGCCUUUAGCUGUGGCGGCUGUGAACAGAGAGCCUGCGCUACUGCCAGGACUACGAUUAAGGUUUGUAGCGGCAGACAUAGGACGCCCACGGCCGCCCCUGUUCAUGGAUAAAGACAGCUUUUCGUUGAGGGUAAUGACGCAAAUGCGAGAUCUCGGUGUUUCCGCAUUUUUCGGACCUGACGGAACAUGCCACACUGAAGCCAAGCUAGCUGCUGCUUGGAACUUGCCUCUUAUUUCUCAUAAAUGUACAGGAGCCCAUAGUCCGAUCGACGAGAAAGGAUCAGCUCUCGGGGCCACGUUCGCUAGGACCCUGCCCCCUGCGUACAAGGUCAGCAAGUCGCUGGUAUCUCUACUGAAAGCCUUUGGCUGGACCAAAUUUACUGUGGUUGCCGGAGAUGACAAUACACCUGCUGCUCAACAGUUGGAUGCUCUCAAGGAACUGGCUCGAGCUAACAGUCUCACGGUGACAGAAGAACGUCGCUUUGCCGACUACAUACCACGGCAUAUCUCUAAAAUGGAGAAGAUCGUUGACGAAACCUUCUCACAGACAAGAGUAUACGUGUUCCUGGGCGAACACAUAGCGCUUGUCGACUUCGUAAACGUGCUGGAGAAACGGGGAUUGCUCGCUACAGGAAACUAUGCAGUUGUCGCUGUCGACGAUGAGAUCUAUGACCCUAACACCACAGCCGUGACUUAUGCUGAUCAUCUCGGAAAAAACCGCACCAACGACAUAACUGCGUUCAGGUCUGUCCUGAGACUCACGCCUUCGUUCCCAACGAAUCCUCAUUACGAGAUCCUUUGUCAAAUGAUCAAGGAGCUCUCGGCCGCGCCACCAUUCUGCGUUCCGAACUAUCACAAGAUCUUCGAAGAUGCCUCGGUUCCUAUAGAGGCGGCCCAUCUAUACGAUGCGGUCACGCUAUGGGCACGCGCCAUCACAGCCGCUAUGAGGGCAGGCCUAUCCCACACUGACGGAGCUACCAUCAUGAAGUUACUGCGACCCACCACUUAUCGUUCAGUGCAGGGGUUUGAUGUUAACAUGGACUCCGCCGGCGAUGCAGAGGGUAAUUAUACCGUCAUCGGUCUUGUGGAGGAUUCCACUGCUCUCGCGGGGUGGAGCGCGCAGCCUGUCGCCACGUUCAGAUAUGUGAACAGUACUGACGUGUUACCCGAACUAGUUGGAGCAUCGAACAUAGUCUGGAUAGGAGGCAGCCCCCCACUCGCCGAGCCCCCCUGUGGGUUCGAUGGAAAGAAGUGCUCUCUAUCCCACAACCCCGUAUUCAUCAUAGCUGCCAGCGCUGCAUCUUGUGCAGCACUCCUCGCAGCGGCUCUGCUAAUACGACAUUACAGAUACGAGCAGAAACUGGCUUCGGUGCUGUGGAGGAUUGAGGCCAAAGAUUUAACGUUUAUUUCAACACAGAAUGGACACAUUGCCAAGUCUCAUCAAGGAGUGGAAGCAGGACGUUCUCACACAACGAUAGCUGUGUAUCGCUCCAACAUCGUUGCCGUCAAACGACUGCAGAAAAAGAGUAUAGACGUCACAAGAGCCAUCAAGAAGGAGUUGCAACAGAUACGCGAGCUCCGUCACGAAAACUUGGUUGCCUUCGUCGGGGUCUGCGUCGAAGCUGGUUCCUCCUGCAUCGUCUCAGCGUACUGUUCAAGGGGGUCUUUGUCGAGGGUCCUGGCCGACCGAGAUCUGCGCUUGGACGACAUGUUCGUUGCCAGUCUUGUAGCGGACUUACUCCGAGGCCUCAUGUACUUGCACGACUCGCCUCUGAUAUCACACGGGAACCUGACGUCCAGCAAUUGCUUGGUGGACAGCCGAUGGGUGCUGCAAAUCGCUGAUUAUGGACUCCAUGUAUUAAAAAGUGGUUGUAUAGACCAAGAAGACGCAUUGCUCAUGGAACGCCGGAUGCUGUGGAGAGCUCCAGAACUUCUCCGGGACCCAGAACCACCACCGCGAGGCUCGCAGAAAGGAGACGUCUACUCUUUCGGCAUCAUCUUGUACGAAAUACUUGGUCGGAAAGGGCCCUGGGGAGAUACGGAUCUUACCAACGCUGAAAUUAUUGGGCGCGUACGACAUCCUAUCGGAGGAGUUUUGUUCCGCCCGCCCCUCAAUGGAGUCGCUACACGACCGUCGGUGCUUGCCGUACUCAAAGCCUGCUGGAGCGAGAUACCUGACCGCAGACCAGAUCUCAGGCUAGUGAGACUACGUUUGAAGGACAUGCAAGCUGGAAUGAAAACGAACAUAUUCGACAACAUGCUCGCCAUGAUGGAGAGGUACGCUUCGAACUUGGAGACUCUGGUCGCGGCCCGCACGGAACAACUCGCGCAAGAGAAGAAGAAGAUCGAUGACUUGCUGAACAGAAUGCUACCCAGGACCAUCGCGGACGCUGUGAAACGCGGCGAAAGAGUAAAGGCAGAGAGUUACAAAUGCGUCACCAUUUACUUCAGCGAUAUCGUCGGCUUCACCAAAAUGGCGGCCACUAACACGCCAAUGAAGAUUGUCGAGAUUUUAAACGACCUCUACACGUGCUGCGACGAAAUAAUAUCCUACUACAAUGUUUUUAAGGUGGAAACAAUAGGAGAUGCAUACAUGGUUGUGGGAGGUCUACCAGAACGCUAUUCGAGACAUGCCGCCGAAGUGGCCUCGCUCGCAUUACACGUGCUGGAAGCGGUCCCGAAAAUAAGAAUGAGGAGAAUUCCAACUGAAAGGCUUCAUAUCAGGAUCGGUAUUCACAGUGGUCCGUGCGCUGCCGGAGUGGUAGGAAUCAAGAUGCCUCGAUACUGCCUCUUCGGGGAUACAGUAAACACGGCGUCUCUAAUGGAAUCCACCGGAGAACCUGAAAGGAUACACAUCAGCAACGAUACAUAUCUGCUCUUGAAGCAGGCCGGCGGAUACCACUUCAGAGAACGUGGCGUUAUAGAUGUCAAGGACAAAGGAGAGAUGAAGACGUGGUGGCUGAUUGGGGAGGAUCACGACAGGAGGAGGAAUUAUUUGAGAUUUCAACCAGGUCUAGAGCCCUACACGGAUGACCCGGAGCCCUGGCUGGGACCGACUCGUUCCGUGAUCAGUAUCCGCGACCGAGCCCGGCUGUCGUGUGGCAGCUCGGCGGGCCCGCUCUCCUCCGUGUCGUCCCCCGGUCCCCCAACAUGCGCGUGCUUCGUGUCCCUCCGUGACCGCCACUCGGCCCCCGCCGUCUCGUUCCGCGAAUAACGCUUAGACAACAACGCCAAUAUUAGCGUCAAUGUAGAUUCUAACGACACCAAGGUUUCGGGUGGCAACGAUUUUUACAAGAUACAUUGUGAGUCUGUCAUUAAUGUUUGUGAUGACGUAGCGAUGAGAGCUAGGACGCUGGCCGCUUUCAAACGUUUGUACUGUACCGAAUAUGAAGGUGCUUUGCUUUAAUGUAUGUCAAUGAAGUUUAGGUUAUAUGUGUCUUUUAAAAUGUCUUACAACUAUAGUAGAAUUAUUUUGUCCGUGCAGUUUGGGUCAUAAAACAUAGCCCGGCUAGGGCGGUGAGCAUGUUCCGCUGGCG